UUUUUGUGUGUUUGUGUCUGUCCUCUCGUGUAUCGUCUGAUGCUGUGAUCCGUUGACUUAACCUCAAAUCUGAUAGUGGUACAAGGAAUAGUGUGAAUUAUCGUUACAAUAGAUUUAUCAGCCUCAUUUAAAAUGAUAUAGCUGAUUUGAAAGUCGAAAGACAAUAAGUUUAAUAUAUUUGAUUAUAAUUUUUAAAUCGUGUUGAAGAUAUAAUUCAAACUUAGUCAAACUUUAUUGUAGUCUAUGCUUGCAUUGACAUAUUUAAUUUGAAAUGGUUUUAGUUUUUAAAAAUGUCUAAGAGAAGAAAUGUAGCUUAUAUUAAGCCACAGGAACCUGAAUUUUUAGCUCGACUUAAAAGGGAAGCUGGAUUCAUUGAGGGACCUACAGUUGAUACAAAGAGGGAGACAUUGCCCGAGCUAAGUGAUGAUGAAGAUGAAAACAGAACAGAUGACUCUCCUGUUGUUGUGGUGCUGAAACCCGGAGAUCUCACACAAGAGGAAGCGGAAGAAAUAAAAAAGAAACAAGAAUCAGGUACAUUACUUUUAUUUUCUCUAAAUCUUAUGACCUACAUUGUCUUAGAAGGCCUGAGUACUGUGCGCUUUUUAUUCUUUGCCUGGAUAUGAGUAGUGGAAGUGCCC
Molecule: messenger RNA, 638 nt
Organism: Homalodisca vitripennis (glassy-winged sharpshooter)
Lineage: Eukaryota; Metazoa; Arthropoda; Insecta; Hemiptera; Cicadellidae
Exons: 2
Coding region: 291-623 (110 amino acids)
Source: RefSeq, a predicted model, not a curated record